AUGCUCUCCUACGCCAUUGUCGCUCUCACUCUCGCCGCCAGCUCCGUCCUGGGCGCUCCCCUCCAGGCCCGGUACUCCAACUCCACCAGCCCCGGCCACUCCACCCCGACUCCGGACCCCACUCCCAGCGGUUACUUCCAGCCCUCGUCCGUCUCCACGUACGAUGUGAGCAACGGCGCCAUCCAGCAAGAAGGUCGACUCUACACCAGCCUGGCCCCCGCUCCCGGCUGCACGUCUGGCUGGGCUCCCGGCAACCAACGCAAUGUCAACCUCGGCCGCAUGUCGGUGCAGCGCGGCGGCCUCGCUACCUGGGAUGCCACGUACAGCUCCUACCUGACCAAGCGCACGCCCUGCAAGGCCCCCGGCACCGUCGAAGCUUUUGAGCUCGUCGGCGUCUACGACAACGACCAUGUGUCUUGGAACGUCGCUGUUGCUGGUGCCCGCAUUUCUUACAUUUAA
Molecule: messenger RNA, 459 nt
Organism: Verticillium alfalfae VaMs.102
Lineage: Eukaryota; Fungi; Ascomycota; Sordariomycetes; Glomerellales; Plectosphaerellaceae
Exons: 2
Coding region: 1-459 (152 amino acids)
Source: RefSeq, a predicted model, not a curated record